Pocillopora verrucosa is the source of this 543-nucleotide messenger RNA. Its product is annotated as serine/threonine-protein kinase pim-3-like. Gene Ontology annotation, biological process: protein autophosphorylation. Gene Ontology annotation, molecular function: ATP binding; protein serine/threonine kinase activity. Lineage: Eukaryota; Metazoa; Cnidaria; Anthozoa; Scleractinia; Pocilloporidae. The record is from RefSeq and is a predicted model, not a curated record. Gene Ontology annotation, cellular component: cytoplasm.
AUGGAACGACCAGAAUCCUGCAAAGACUUUUUUUACGUCAUACAGGACCGUAACUCCGCAGGAAACCCACUGACAGAAGAUGAAGUGAGACGGUACUUCACUCAGAUCUUGGAAGCUAACAUCACAUGCGAAGAAAAAGGUGUUAUACACCGCGACCUCAAGCCUGAUAAUAUUUUGCUGGAUUUGAAAAAUGAUGAGGUGAAGUUGAUUGACUUUGGGUUGGCAUCUGAGAUACAAGAAGAGCCUUUUGAUAGCUUUAGAGGUACGCAGUACUACAUGCCCCCUGAAUUCAUGAAGACAGGUAAAUAUGACGGAUGCGAGGCUACUGUAUGGGCGAUGGGAAUCCUCUUGGUCGAUAUGCUGUCACCAGUUAUUCCAGCAUUUGAAAAACCACAACAUUGUCUAAGCAUGGAGCCCAGAAUACCUCGACACUUGUCAUCAGAGGUGAAGAACGUUGUUUAUAUGUUGUUGAAUCCCGAAGCAGAUCAGCGACCAACUCUUAAACAAGUUCUCCAGCAUCCCUGGUUCUCAAUGGAAGUCUAA